AUGUCGUCAACAACUCUAAACUUAUCCCUGAAGCAGCUCCCGCGGUCCGUCUUUACGGCGGAAAGCCUUCCGGGGCUGAUACGGGACGGAUUGGACUUUGUCCGCACGAUCCCAAACUCCCGCGAGCACACAGCGGAAACAACGGUCGACGUCAAGUGGGCCCUGGCAAAGUCUGACGCGGAUAUCAAGGUUUACAGCGCGACACACAAUAAGGAGCGCUGGACGAGUAGGGUGACGGUCGCGCCAGGGGUGCCCUAUGAGGUUGUGAGGAAGAGCUUAGCUGAGGAGAAGAACAAGGCAGAGUUGGAGUAUUUGUGUAAGCCUGAGGAUAUAAUGGAGGUGACUGCGACAGAAUACUUUGAGGGCCUGAAGAUACGGUUGGAAGAUGUACACAAGUUGCUGCACGUCCAAGCGUUCUCUGCAAGGGAGUUCUUGGAAACCGUUAUUUCUCACGACCUACCAGACUCCGAGAACGGACUGCGCUCGUUCAUUGUUGUCUCCAUGCCGUUAGAGGGCAGUGUGAGGUCUGAAUCCGCAGUUCUUGGCCAAUAUGUGUCGGUGGAUUAUGUCCACGAACUUGAAGAAGGCGGAGUAGAAAUACUCUUGGCUCUAUGCAGCGAUGCAAAAGGUUCUAUCCCGAGGUGGAUGCAGAAUAUGGCGAUGACUACUCAAGUGUUUGGUGAUGGAAGGUUGUUUUUGGAUUAUCUUUUGAAGAAGUCCCAGGAAGGGAAGUAG
Messenger RNA from Morchella importuna, 735 nucleotides. RefSeq lists its product as uncharacterized. The transcript is spliced from 3 exons. The coding region runs from base 1 to 735 and encodes 244 amino acids. Lineage: Eukaryota; Fungi; Ascomycota; Pezizomycetes; Pezizales; Morchellaceae. The record is from RefSeq and is a predicted model, not a curated record.